This is a messenger RNA of Harmonia axyridis, 2123 nucleotides long. It is a transcript of the gene Had1, whose product is annotated as lambda-crystallin. The transcript has 5 exons. The coding region runs from base 1102 to 2055 and encodes 317 amino acids. NCBI's taxonomy places the organism in Eukaryota, Metazoa, Arthropoda, Insecta, Coleoptera, Coccinellidae. Gene Ontology annotation, molecular function: NAD+ binding; oxidoreductase activity, acting on the CH-OH group of donors, NAD or NADP as acceptor. The record is from RefSeq and is a predicted model, not a curated record. Gene Ontology annotation, biological process: fatty acid metabolic process.
UUUUGCGUGGGAUUAUCAGCCAAUUUCGAAGGUAGGCCUUGUCUCAGAUUACUCUGAUGAACGAUUUGGCUUAUGCCCCAAGGGUUGCUAUUGCCCGUUCUUGCGAGAUAUACACAGCCACGACGGCAUCUCUCGUGCUAGCAAAGAGUCACUACAGUAAUAUUAUCUUCCAAGAAAUCUAACAGAAUUGCUUUAUUAUACUCAAUAAAGUUUUGGCUAAGCGUCCUCAGUCAAUCUCGAAGAUACGCCCUUUUUCAAGGGAUUGCGAUGUUUUAUUUCGGGAUCAUGGAUCAGUUUGGCACUCAGUGAUCCCUGCCAAAUACACCUUCCAUCUUCAUAGCGGGAGCAUGGUGACUUUGACGUAUAACAGUCGGGUUUAUAUCCCAAGCGGUUCCGAUAGGUCCGCCGCCCUCGACGCCAUCUCCCGGACAAUUAAAAAGUCACUAAAAAGUAGUAUCUAAGUAAUUUUAAAAAACAUUAAUCUAUAAAAGACGAAGAAAAUUAGUUCUGAUCACUGAAAAUAAAUUCAAAAGCUGUUUUAAUAAUUCGAUCCAAAAAUGAAUAAACCUAAAAAUAUAAAUCGAAAUAAUGCCAGAACAAAACCCUAAUGGAACAAAUCAAUACUAUAGUCUCUACAAUAUCAUAUACCUAUGUAUAAGAAAAUAGGAAUAAAUGAUGCAAAUCGAUUUUUAACGAAUCAUAUUCUACACAAAUAUUUUCAAUUUUUCAAAGAUGUUAAUAUUUGGAUUGAGUGCGAAGCGAUACGAAAAAUGUGCCACAAUAAUUAUAAUGAUAAUUUUGUGAAAGUAUUUACUCUAGAUCCUCAUGGUUGGUUUAAGAAAUGGAAAUCAAGACAAAAUAGUGAUUUCAACAUUGGAUUGUUCUACAUCUUGUUAGUAAAUUCAACUUGACAGUGAAUGGAUUAUUAUUAAUACAGUUUUAUCCAGUACGUAAAUAUUCAAUCAGUUUAUUACAUAACUCAAUUCCCAAUUGAACUACUGUUCAUGAUUAGGAUAAAAUUUAUCGCAACGGAGAUAAUAACAACACACUUUAUCAGUGAAUAUCACUUUGCUUUGGGUCACGAUAGAAAAGAUAGUAGAAAUGGCUAGCAGGCAAGAGAAAAUUGGUAUUGUUGGCAGUGGCCUAAUCGGUAGAUCAUGGGCUAUGCUCUUUGCCAGUGUUGGUUAUAAAUGCUAUAUCUACGAUAUUGAACCAACACAAAUCCAGAAAGCCCUAGAAGAUGUAGAACACCAACUUUCAUCUCUGGAGAAAAAUGGUUUGUUGAGAGGAAAACUCAACGCAAAAGAACAGCUAGCGUGUAUUAAAGGUACAACGAAGCUUGAAGAAGCCGUAAAGGGUGCUGUAUUAGUUCAGGAAUGUGUGCCAGAAAAUUUGGAACUGAAAAGGAAAGUUUGGAAGAACGUAGAUGAUGUUGCAGACAGCAAUACUAUUUUCUCUAGUUCGACAUCAACAUUCCUUCCUUCAUUAUUCAGUGAUCAUCUGAAGAAUAAGAAAAACAUUGUUGUUGCUCAUCCUGUCAACCCACCCUAUUAUGUACCAUUGGUGGAAAUUGUGCCUGCACCCUGGACAGUCCCAGAGGUCACUAAAAAAACAAGAGAAAUCAUGAGUGAAAUCGGACAGAGUCCAGUUUCACUUUCUAGAGAAGUUCCUGGAUUUGCACUCAACAGGAUACAAUAUGCCAUAUUGAACGAAACUUGGAAUUUGGUCAACGAUGGAAUUUUAGAUGUUCACGAUAUCGAUAAAGUUAUGUCGGAUGGUCUUGGAAUGAGAUAUGCUUUCUUAGGUACUCUUGAAACCACACACUUGAAUGCAGAAGGAUUCAAGAACUAUUGUGAAAGAUACGCAAAUACAAUGCAUAGCGUGAGCAAAGAUUUCAAACCAGUACCUAAAUUUGAAGGACCUCUUGUACCGAAAAUUGCUGAACAGUUGGAAGCUGAUGUCCCGUUAGAUAAACUCCAGAAGAGAAGGGAUUGGAGAGAUCUUUGUUUAACGAAAUUGAGUCAACUGAAAAAAGAAAUGGAGGCAAAAAAGUAAAUUGGCGUACCUGAUUAUAUGCAAAAAAAUGUAUAUUUCGAAAAUAUUAUAAAAAUAUCAAAUCUCAA